AUGUCUACACUAGGCCGCAUUGCAAACUCUUUAACCAAUAUCAACAAUGAAAACAUACUAACCUUGGCAAAUCUCAACUUCGACUUUACCGUCUUUAAAUUCGACGCUCCAAAAGAGUUCGCUACUAUUGGGAAUAGCCUUUCGCUGCGGCGUCGUGCUGAUGCCGAGGAAGGCAAGAUUCACAAGACGGCUCGCAAGCUUGCUGCCCUCUUUGAAUCCCUGGUCCCUUCUACUCCAAAUUUACUCAAGGCGUAUGGAACAAGAUCAUCUGAGAUAGCCAGCGAUCCACAAGCCAACCCAAAAGGUUCAGAUGACCAUGGACCUUUCGAAGAAUUCAUUGGGAUCGAUGGCUCGUCCUUAUGGGCCGCAGCUACCUCCAGUGCAAUGACUUUCGACAGGCAUGCAGCUAUCUCAAUGUAUCUCUUGGCGUGCAUUCUCGCCCGAGCUUGGGAAGCAGAUAAAUCAAUUUCCAUAUGGACCGAACUGGUGGGCGAGCGACAGGCUGAGAUUAUGAAAGCAACUGAAGAGGGACCGCAAUUGACCUCCACAUAUAUGGCCGCAUGUCAGGACAUCACACGAGAAGAGCUUGCUAAAUGGGAUGCCAGCGCUAGAUCAUGGUUGCGGAGCGCCGAUGAAGUCAAACGGGUCGCCUAUACCAAGUUCAUGCUCAUUGCCAAGAAUAUUUCUGUCAAUCUUUGCCAAAGCAGGUCGACUUAUCAGAACGUCGUCGACGUCUGGCGUCAUGCACUACUCGGCAUGGAAGAUCUCAUCCAAGGACGGCCUCAAGAGGCUUCCGAUGGAGCGGUACUUCUGGCACUUUCGGCAUGGCAUAUCUAUCCAGAUCUUAUGAUUCUGGGAAGCUCCACUAAAUCGAUUGAAUUUGAUGACCCCCUUGUGCAAGCUGGUGGCAUCAUUACUGUCGGCCUUCAGUACGCCGUGGACAAUGGAGACGCCGGAAUGCACUGGUCGUUGACGUUAUCCCAGUACCAAUUUUAUGAGCGCAAGGCGAAAGUCAGCACCGGUGACGGGACCAGCCGUAUUACUAUGGACGAGCUCUUAAUCAUGGCCCUUGGAAGCUUAUUUUCGGCUUGGGAUGUGUUGAAAAAUGAACAAACCGAAACUGCCAAUUGGUUGAUCAAGAUUUUUGAUCUAAUGCAUCAGUCCACCGAUCUGCCGUGGCUUGCAGUGCUCGUGGAUGCAAGUCACAAGUUUUUAGAGAUGAACCAAAACGACUCAGCACGCUGCUUUGCCCUUGUCGCUUAUAGUAGGAGGCGGGCUAAGAAUCUUCUUGGUUUCCAAGAGUUAAAACCCCAGCCCUUUUUCGGUCUCCGCAGUUACCCCCUUCUACGCUCAUUGUCUUUGAAGCCUGGAAGUAAACAAGUCAUCGCGUAUCUCAGAGGUCUCUGUGAGACGGUGAACAUUACAGGGACUCACUGUCUGAUACGCUAUCGAGAACGUUGGCAAGGCACUACGAGGACUAUAUUCGCUACUGCACUUCCACGUGACAAGAUUUCGACCAAGCGCCCACUGGACAGAUCGCCAAAGCGAGAAAAGAGGCACUAUUACUGGUUUCCUUUGGGGCAAAAAAGGCCCCCCUGUUUUGAGUGCCUCGCAGGCUCCUCAGGUGCAUUGGCAGAGAGUCAGGGCCGUGGGGCUUGUCGCUUUGGGGAGUUGUUGGAUUGUCAACCUGGGUCUGCCUGCGUAUAUUCCGAGGAGAUGGCCAACGAACAGUGUCUAGAGUAUGAUCCCCAACGUAUAACUACAAAUCAUGACAGUUCGGGGGAAACCUUUCGCUGGUAUAACGCUCCUGCGAUACUACGUGAAUAUCAUCAUUCAGAGUAUCGCGGAGUAAGGGACAUGGAUUUGACGUUCAGACUUUGCUAUGGUGACCCACAGUCCUUUGCCAUAUUUGCCAUAGUGCCCGUUCUUCGCUUUUCUUUCGGCAAGAGGAAUAGCAAGACGACUGAAACAUUCGAGUCUCUUGAAGCAGCUUUAGAGACUGCUUGUCUUGCGGAGAAUACCUUCCUACAGGCGAGCACAAUGCUUGAACAGAAAAUCAACCCUGCGUCUCUGAGCCAGUACCUUACUUGGUAUGGGGGCAACAGGGCCAGGUGUGCUUGGCUCACUCAUAGCCGCGCUAUUAUUCGUGGCAACGAGACCUUCGAUGUACCGGAACAACCUUUUAACCACAACUUAGGAGUGUUUCUCAAAGCCAACCUUCUCGAUCCUAUUCAUUAUCAAGCUCUAAUCACACUUACAAAGGCUCAGACAGUAUUUGCGCCAUUCAAAGAAUUGACGGUUCCCUUGCAAGCUGUUUCAGUUGUUAAUCUUUGUGAUGUUCAAUGGUUUAUGAACAACGGCUCCGUUCCUUUCAAUAUCCAGUUAAACAUCUCAGAGCGCCUUGCAUGUAUUGUAGGGUUCGAAUCUUGUUUUUCGAAGAUCAGGUGUUCUGACCUUGACAACGUCUUUGCUGUUUCGUUUGGGAACUCGAUCUUCGUUGCAUCAGAACUACUCACCGAUCCUCUAAACCACAAAAAUUGUACUGACGAAUUCCAGAGACUGGCGGGAAAUGUAGGUAUGUUGGGCAUCUCAUUGUUGGUGCCACCCAGAUCGUCUCUGAAAAGAACAGCGCCAGGUUAUGAUCUACGCCUCGUCCCACACAAUAGAUACGACCACGGCCGAGAGAACAACUUCCAAGGCACGUCACUGCAUUUAUCUUUUACAAGCUGGAGAGAGCCUUUGAUCAUUGCAAGUCAGGGAACGAUUGAUCAAAACAUUUUCUACGUCGAAAGUGUUCUCUCUGUCCAUGACCGCGGAAAAUGGGUUGCCGAUUUCAAUAUCUUCGGCGAACAGGAUUUCACGAGACUGCAGCCGCCCGUUGGGAAAUGGGAUUUUGAUUGCGAGUGUACUGGAGAUGGGAAUAAAGCAGCGACUUCAAUCGACGCUUGGGAAGAGAUAAUCGACCCACCCGAGAAUGUUGGUAUCAUACGGGCACACAACAACUGGGCUGCGCGCUUGGCUGCUCAAGCUGUUUGCCUCUCCGUAGAGGACUUAAGGGUGUUCGUCGUGCAGCCUCACAGGACUUUCUGUGUGAAGUGCAUCUCUAGGUCUUUUGAAAAAGCUGGUGAGGUGGAUUCCGAUCGUUUCAUCAUCAUCGACUGA
Molecule: messenger RNA, 3162 nt
Organism: Exophiala bonariae
Lineage: Eukaryota; Fungi; Ascomycota; Eurotiomycetes; Chaetothyriales; Herpotrichiellaceae
Exons: 1
Coding region: 1-3162 (1053 amino acids)
Source: RefSeq, a predicted model, not a curated record